This is a messenger RNA of Mesitornis unicolor (brown roatelo), 1674 nucleotides long. It is a transcript of the gene LCTL, whose product is annotated as lactase-like. Bases 1 to 1674 code for a protein of 557 amino acids. The record is from RefSeq and is a predicted model, not a curated record. Gene Ontology annotation, molecular function: beta-glucosidase activity. The transcript has 13 exons. Gene Ontology annotation, biological process: carbohydrate metabolic process. NCBI's taxonomy places the organism in Eukaryota, Metazoa, Chordata, Aves, Mesitornithiformes, Mesitornithidae.
AUGCUGGUGCCGAUGAUACGGCUGAACACCGCUGAGGAUUUCCAGUGGACAAAGAAUAACCCAGGCUCUUUCUAUUACGGCACUUUCCCAGCUGGUUUUUUAUGGGGUGUUGGAAGCUCUGCAUACCAGACUGAAGGGGCCUGGGACAAGGAUGGGAAAGGACCAAGUAUCUGGGAUGCUUUUACUCACAGGAAAGGAAAAGUGUUUAGAAAUGAAACAGGAGAUGCAGCAUGUGACGGGUACCACAAAGUGAAGGACGACAUUCAGUUACUGAAGGAGCUGAAAGUGAAUCACUAUCUAUUCUCUAUCUCGUGGCCUCGCAUUAUGCCCACUGGCAUCAAAAAGGAAUUGAAUGAGAAGGGAAUACAGUUCUACAACGACACAAUUAACAGCCUUCUGGAAAACAACAUUACCCCUAUUGUGAGCCUCUACCACUGGGACCUUCCUCAGGUUCUCCAAGAAAAGUAUGGCGGCUGGCAAAAUAUAAGCAUGAUAAAUUAUUUUAAUGAUUAUGCAAAUGUAUGUUUCGAGAAGUUUGGCGAUCGUGUGAAGCACUGGAUUACUUUUAGCAAUCCUUGGGCAGCUGCCGAAAAGGGUUACGAGACAGGAGAACACGCACCAGGACUGAAGCUCGGUGGAUGCGGAGCAUACAGAGCAGCGCACCAUAUUAUUAAAACUCAUGCGAAGGUCUGGCACUCUUACAAUAACACAUGGCGUAGUGAGCAGCAAGGCAUGGUUGGGAUUUCCCUCACCAGCGACUGGGGUGAACCUGUUGAUCCACACAGCCAAACAGAUAGAGACGCUGCUGAGAGAUACAUACAGUUUCAUUUGGGAUGGUUUGCAAAUCCAAUUUACAGAGGAGACUACCCAGAAGUUAUGAAGAAUUACGUAGGUAAGAAGAGCGCCCAGCAAGGCCUGGGGACAUCAAGAUUACCAACUUUCUCGGUGCAAGAGAAAACCUAUAUUAAAGGCACGUCGGAUUUCCUGGGAAUCGGUCAUUUUACCACGCGUUACGUUAUACAGAAGAGCUUCCCCUUUCUACAAGUGUCCGGUUACCACACUGACCGUGACCUGGCUGAACUGGUGGACCCAAAUUGGCCAGCUCCAGGACCUAAGUGGUUAUAUUCUGUGCCUUGGGGAUUUCGAAGAUUACUCAACUUCAUUAAGACACAGUAUGGGAACCCUCUCAUUUAUGUGACAGAGAAUGGCGUUUCUGACAAGGUACAGUGUACUCAACUGUGUGAUGAAUGGCGGAUAGAGUAUCUGAAAGGAUAUAUUAAUGAAAUUCUGAAAGCUCUAAACGAUGGUGUUAAUGUCCAAGGUUACACCGCCUGGUCACUGCUGGAUAAAUUUGAGUGGAACAAAGGCUUCUCUGAAAGAUUUGGAUUUUAUCACAUUGAUUUUAAAAACAAGAACAAACCACGAUACCCAAAGGCAUCCGUUGACUAUUAUAAAAAGAUUAUCAAUGCAAACGGAUUCCCAAAUCCACGAGAGGUGAAAAACUGGCAUCGGACGGCCAUGGACACCUGCUCCACCACGCACCAGCUCCUUGCUACAGAUUCCCUGAUUGCUCACAUGGAAACGGUGACAGAGAUUGUUCUUCCUACAGUUUUCACACUCUGCAUCCUCAUCAGUAUUGUCCUUCUAAUAUUCUACCUUCGAAAUCACAGAUAA